AUGCGGGAUCACUUCGCCACUGAGACACCUGGGGGCGGUCUUCAUUUUGCAUCAACUACAGCCAGUCUCAGAACUGAGACAGAAGCGGACACAAGCGAAAAUGAGAUUGUUGCCCCAGACUUCACUAACAGGAAUCCUCGGAACUUGGAGCAGUUGGCCCUGGCUAGGAAGGAGCGUGGCUGGAAGACAACGUGGCCAAAGCGUGAAUUCUGGCAUAGAUUACGGCUUGAGCGGACACAGCAUUAUGUGGAAGCCUUUGUUGAGCGCUGUAACGGGGAUGUUGUGGUAUCUGCCUCUACCCGAGAGUGGGCCAUAAAGAGACACCUUUACAGUCCCAAGGGAGUAACAGCAUGCAAAAACCUUGGCCGCGUAAUGGCACAGCGCUGUUUGGAAGCAGGAAUCAACUUUGUGAACUUUAAAGCCGUUAUCCCCUGGGAACAUCGCUGUGACUCGAUUCAGGAAUUCGAAAAAGCUGUGGAGGAGGGUGGUGUCGUUCUGCGUGAGCCACGAAGAAUCUAUCGGUAAAAUGGAGGCUGCUGGGAAAACUCUGAGGAACAACAGUCACUUCUUCAGGCGUGUGUACCGGCACAGUGAAGGUCCAGAGCUGGAAAGAGUUGGAACCCGGCAUCUUACAAUAAAAUAUUUUUAAACGCAU
Molecule: messenger RNA, 655 nt
Organism: Pygoscelis adeliae (Adelie penguin)
Lineage: Eukaryota; Metazoa; Chordata; Aves; Sphenisciformes; Spheniscidae
Gene: MRPL18
Product: mitochondrial ribosomal protein L18
Exons: 4
Coding region: 1-525 (174 amino acids)
Biological process (GO): translation
Cellular component (GO): mitochondrion; ribosome
Molecular function (GO): structural constituent of ribosome; 5S rRNA binding
Source: RefSeq, a predicted model, not a curated record